CAAGAAUUGAUUAAGUAUGAUUAAGUAUCAAAAAGCCAGCAGAUAAGGUAGACAAUUAUAUAUAAAAGAAAGUCCCUCUCCACUAGAAUGCAGAUAAGAUUACAGCCUACUGAAACUAUGUUACUUUUGUAUAAAAGGUCUGGCAGGAGUGAGCCAGUUUAGUGUACAACAGAAGCCCGCCAAGCAAAGAUGCCUCCUCCACCACCGCACCACCACCACAACCCGCCGCCUCAUGGGCCACCGCCCCACGGACCACCGCACCAUGGACCUCCGCACCAUGAACCACAGCCCCCGUUCCACACGCCAGUGCAUCCGAUUUACCACGAACCUCCUCACGGAAACAGCUCCGGCUACAAUCCUCCGCCGCCGCAUGGUCCGUAUCCAUAUGGUCCAGGAUACGUGGCCCCAGGACCUCCAAUGCAUCCGCGAUAAGAACUGAACUGUAAUCUAGAUCGGUUAAUAUAGUGUGAUAUCAACAAAUGUACAUUUGUGUGUGAUUAAAAAAUAUGCUGCUUUUAAAUAUAUAAACUAACUUUAGUUAGUCACGCCU
Messenger RNA from Drosophila melanogaster (fruit fly), 550 nucleotides. RefSeq lists its product as uncharacterized. Bases 190 to 432 code for a protein of 80 amino acids. The record is from RefSeq and is marked reviewed. The transcript has a single exon. NCBI's taxonomy places the organism in Eukaryota, Metazoa, Arthropoda, Insecta, Diptera, Drosophilidae.